AUGAACGUACGCUUUUAAAAAAUGUUAAAUUACUUCUUGGAAUUGUACAUUAAAAAUGAAGAACAAUUAGUAAUUUUUCCAAGAUCUCUUGUUUUGUUUUUGAGAAUUCAAUCAUCAUUAUUAAGCUUAUCUUAUAUUUAUAGAAGAGAAAUGAAUUCAUAUGUUACAUUAUUGAGUGAAUUUGCAAGACCUCAAUAAUUUUUAGCCUCUUUAGAUGCUGCAUAAUAUAUAAUAUUGAUGAUGUGCAAUUUGUAUAUCAUAAAUUUGUUUUCAAUAAAUGCUCAUACUAAAUAUAUAGGAAUAUUUGGAUAAUUGUUACGAAGCAGUUUAUUAAAUUUUUUUUUUGAAUAUAGUACAGGAUAAUUAAAAAUACUUACUCAUUCAUUUUUAAUUCUCAUAUCAUUUAGUGAAACCUUAGUUUUAUCUGGCACAUUAAAUGCUAAUACAACAAAUUUUUAACAUACGAGAUUUUCAUUCUUAGAUUUUAUUUUAGCUAUUUUGAAUUACAUAAUUAUGAUAGUUUAUUCAUAUUAUGAUGCAUAUAAAGUUAUAAUAGUACUAGCUUUAACAAUGAAUAUUUUAAAAGCAUUAAAUUUAAUUAUAUUUUCUCCUUUAAAAAACCUUUAUACUAAAUCAAUUUUACUUUCAAUAAAUCUUUACACAUUGUUUUUAGGAUUACUAAAGGUUGCAUCUAUAGAAAAGAGUUUUACAAGUGAAAUUGUAUUAAUUCCAUUAUUUUUAAAUGUUACACUGACCUAUUAUUAAAGAUAAUUUAAACAAAAGAUUUUUAAUUCUAAAAAUACUUAUUGUAAAGUGAUUAAUGUUUUAAUAUAUCUUGACAAUAUUAAAGAUAUCAAAACAAUUAAAAUUGAAAAGCCUUAAUCUGCUAAAGAAAGAAUCAUCUAUUCAAGUAUUUUAAUAUUGUAAGGAAAAGAUUAUGAAGCAUACUUAGAAUUAAAUUCUAUACCAUAAUCAUAAUUAAAUAUUUUAGAAAAAUUUAAAAAGAAAGUGAUUUUAAAAUAAUGUAUUAAUAAAAUUGAUUGUAAAAUAUAAGUAGAAUCUAAUGCAUAACAUAAAAUCGCUUUAGCAGUAUCUUCUCUAAUGGCGAGUGAAGAAUCAAAUUUAUUAAUAAGAAAUGAUAUACUUAGUAUAUUAAGAGAGAAGAUUGCUUGUUAAUAGUUAUUAAUGUAAAACUAAACUUAUAAUCAUUAUACAUCUUAUCUUCAUUUUAUAGAAAACGCUUUAAAUUUACAAAAAAAAUUAGAAAAAUAAUAUAAAGAUUUUCCUUGUGAUAAAACUUAAAGUAUAUUGGGAUUUUAUUAUGCAGAAAUUAUUAAUGAUUUUCUUCAAACCAACUAACUUUUUAGUAUUAUAGCAUUAUCUGAUGAGAAAAUCAAAAGAGUAGGAACAUAUUAAGAUGUAUUUUCAAAUAAAAUGAUUUAUUUAACAUCCAAAUUCACUAACACUUUAGUUAUUACAAGAUGCUCCAAUGAUGCAAGUUCAUUUUUAUAAAAAACUAAUGAAUAAUUAUAAGGGAAAUCUAUAAGUUGUUUAAUUCCACCUGGAAUUGCAGAACAUCAUGAUAAAUUUGUUUUUUAAUUUCUUCAAACAGGAUAAGCUAAAUUUAUGAGAAAGAUAAAUUAAAGUUAUUUAUACUAUUCUUAAUAAAAUAUGAUGUAAUUAAUUGAAUUUGUGUUUGAUGUUAAUUUACUUAAUGAUUUCAGUUUUAUAUCAUUCAUUUAACCAACAUCAAAUUAAUAAAUGUUUAUUAUUGUUGAUUAAAACUUUAAAAUAUCUUGUUUAAGUGAAGGAUUAAUAUCUGAAUUAGGUAUGAAAAUACCAAUCCAUAAUUAUAUAGGUAUUAAUAUCAAAAAAAUUUUACCUGAUUUUCCUUUAAUAAAUUGUGGAACUUAAUUUAUAGAAAAUGCAGAAGCACACUUUUCUAAAAUGAAUGAUGAAGUUUUAUUAAGUACAGGUUCAACAUAACUUCUAACUCUUAUUACUUCCUAUAAUGUAAUUUCAUCUUCAUUUCAAGGUGAAAAUAUAUAUUACAUAAUCACUUUUGAUUUUUUCAAAAAACCUAAUUAUUAAUCAUAACCUAGCAUUUCUAAUUUAAGUCCUACUUAUAGUCCUAAAAAAGAUGACUAAGAUUUAAAUUUUUUUAAUUUAAUUAAUUAAGAAAGUCGUGUCAAAAUUCCUUAUAAUGAAAAUUGUAGUUUAAAAAGAAACACUAAUUCAUUAUAUCAAAUCUAAUUAAAGGGUAGUCAAUAAGAAGCAGUUGAUUAAUCAGAAUAAAAUGAAGUUAAGUUGUUUUCUUGUUUAGAACAUACUAAUUUAAUUAGUCCUAGUAGAUACAAUGAAAAUUUACUUGCUUAAUAACAUUAUUUCUCAAAAUCAAAAUCUCAUAAAUUUAAACUAUAAAUAUCUGGUUAAGAAUAAGAUUAGUAUAGCAAUGAAAAAUAAUAAGCCUUUUAAGAUGAUAGAUCCUCUUAAAUUUCAAGUUUAUAAGGUGCAAGAAGAUCUAAAUUUUAUAAAAAAUAUGAAAUCUUUACUAAAAUUAAUGAAUCAAGUAGUUUUUCCAAAAAUCACAAAUUAUUUAUAUUAAUGUUUCUUCUUUGCAUUAUAAUAUAAUUGUCAAUCCAAAUUAUUGUAAUUUUUAUAUAAUAUCAACUAGUAAUUAACAGAAAUCAAUUAAAAUUUAGAGGGACUUGCAUCUGAUAUAGAUCUACUUUAAAUAAAGAAUUUUAUAUUCCAACCAUUAGAAACAUUUUUAGUAACCAGAUGGACAAUAGUCAAUUACAAUUUAUUAAGAGAUUAAAAAUAAAUUAAUUUAACAUAAUAUGCAGAAUUAAUUAAAUUUCCAAGAUCAAAUCUAAAUCUGGGUUAUGAUUCAUUAGAUUAGAAUCUUAAAAAAGCAUUUAAUAGACCUGAAUUAUAAGAUUUUUUAAAGAAUACUUAUUUAGAAGUUUAUGUUUAUGUCAAAACAAACCAAGGUGAAAUUUAUAAUAUAUCCCUAAGAAAUAGUAUUAAUAUUUUAAUAAACUAUCAAUACACUUUUAAAAUGGCUUAUAUUCUUGAUGGAGCAGCUGUAGCUGAUAGUCCUUAUGUAUAUUAUUAAUACAGAAAUUAUUUACCAAUAAAAGAGAAAUUCUCAAAUCUUAAUGAAAUAGUAUUAGUAGACACUAUAUAAAGAGCAGCUAAUAUCAAUGAUUAAGUAAAGGUCAUAUUUAUUAUAAGCAUAACUAUUUUGUUUGCUUUUUUAUCUUUAACACUUCUAUAUUUUAUUAGAAUUACUCGAAAUAUUAAUAAAUAUUAUGUUUUAAUGUAAAAUAUCUCUAAUUAAUAUAUUGAAAAUGAUUUAGCUCGCUUAAAAAGCUUAUCAGAGAAAAUAAGUAAAGAUUAAAAUCUAUUAUUUAAAUAUUAAUUUAGUAUGUCUGAAAAGGAAAAGAUAUUUGAAAAUAUAGCUGAUAGGAAUACUACAAUGAGAAGAAUCAAUCAAAAAUUGUAAGCUGUAAGUAUGUAGGAAAUUUAUUAUUAUAUAUUUAUUCUUACAACAAUAUUAUUAAUAGGUGGAAAUGCUACAUUAACCUAUUUUGAAGGUUAAACAUAUUUAAAUAAAUAUCCAGCCACAUCACGCUUUUACAAAGCUGUAUCAGAUAUUGGUACUGAUGUACCUACUAUGUAUGCUUAAAGAGAUGUACUUUAUGGAAGAGCUAACUUUCCUUUUUAUACUGAAGUUGAUAUUGAAAAUAUCUUAAAAGAAAUUGAAAUGGCUAUCAAUCGAACUCAAAUAUUUUCAAGUGAAGAUUACAAUUUCGAUAAGUAUUUUAUAAUAUUAUUUUUAGUUUUCUUGUAUCAGAUUCAUUCAAAGAAUAUUUUUCAACUUUAUAAGAUAAAGAUUUAUGUGAUUACAUUCCAGAUGAAUUACAAGAGCGUUCUGAAAGUCUCUGUCCUUUAGUAAUGAGUCAAAAUAUGAAGAGAGGAUUAAAAUCUGUCUUAAUUUAUAUAAUCAAUUUCAUUAAAACUGAUAUGGAAAUCAAUAAGUUUAAAGUUAGAACAUAAGCUAGUUUUUUAGAAUUAGAGGGAGGCUUUCUAGUUUCUCAUCUUAUAAAACUUAUAAAUGAUAAAUUUAAUGUGGAUUUAAUGAAUUAAACCAAAUACUAUAUAUCAACAGUUAAUGUAAUAAUUUUAUUUAAUUUAGAUACAUAAUAUAAUUGUUUUAAUUUUACUAUUCUUCAUUAUCCUAAUUAUUUUAACUGUAUUAGUCCAAAAACUAGCAUACAAAUUUCAUCUUGUCAAAAGAUUAACUUAUCUAUUGCCAUAAAGGACUUUAAUAUUUGAUGAUGUUUAUGAAAGAAACAUCAGAUAAUUAUUAUAGCAACAUUGA
Paramecium pentaurelia is the source of this 4387-nucleotide messenger RNA. The record is from the annotation of a GenBank genome assembly. NCBI's taxonomy places the organism in Eukaryota, Ciliophora, Oligohymenophorea, Peniculida, Parameciidae.